Solanum stenotomum is the source of this 840-nucleotide messenger RNA. RefSeq lists its product as uncharacterized. Bases 1 to 840 code for a protein of 279 amino acids. The record is from RefSeq and is a predicted model, not a curated record. The transcript has 2 exons. NCBI's taxonomy places the organism in Eukaryota, Viridiplantae, Streptophyta, Magnoliopsida, Solanales, Solanaceae.
AUGUUGGCCAAGGUGCUCCAAAAGGUUGAAUCAACUGAUGCAGGGGUAAAAGAGAUGAAAGGUGAUUUUUCUAGUAUGAGUCAGCUAGUGUUGGAGCAAGUUGGAAGAGAGGAGGAUAAAGCUGAGCAAGUAGAUGACUUGGAGGAUGCUCAACCAAUAGCCAAAUCAGCAGGAGCGGAAAAAAAAGAGGUUGAAGGAAACUUACCGUUACAGAAAAUCCUAAGACCACCUCCUCCUUUCCCUCAAAAGCUUAAAAAGAAAGCCGAGGAUGGGAAAUUCGCUAAAUUCAUCACCAUGCUGAGAUUGCUGUCUGUAAACAUACCAUUGAUGGAAGCCUUUGAGCAGAUGUCAGGAUAUGCCAAGUUCAUGAAAUACUUGGUUACUAAGAAAAGAGCGGUGAGUAUUGAUUUGACUAACCAUAUUCAUCACUACAGUGCUAUUGCUACCAGGUCUCUGGUGCAGAAGAAGAAGGAUCCAGGUGCAUUCACCAUACUAUGCACUAUUGGAUCAAUGAAAUUUGCAAAGGCCUUGUGUGAUCUAGGGUCCAGUAUAAACUCGUUGCCGCUGACCAUCUACAAGCAACUGGGGUUAGGAGUUCCAAAACCCUCAACCAUGAGGUUGAUGAUGGCAGAUAGGUCAGUGAAGCGACCUGUAGGCAUCUUAUGUGAUGUACUUGUAAAGCUGGACACGUUCAUCUUUCUGGCAGACUUCGUGAUCUUGGAAUGCGAAGUGGAUUUUGAGGUUCCUAUUAUUUUGGGAAAACUAUUUUUGGCCACAUGGCGAGCAUUGGUAGAUGUUGAGCAAGGAGAACUGAAAUUCAGACUCAACAAGAAGAGGUAA